This is a messenger RNA of Blepharisma stoltei, 1404 nucleotides long. NCBI's taxonomy places the organism in Eukaryota, Ciliophora, Heterotrichea, Heterotrichida, Blepharismidae. The record is from the annotation of a GenBank genome assembly.
AUGCAAUCACUAUUUUACGAAAUUGAUAAGAAUUCAAAUGAUCAAUUCUGGAUUCCUCCAGAUAUUAACAUUCUCGCUGAGAGUUCAAAUAUAAUUCACGGAGGCAUCUUAACGGAAGUAAAGCCUACUGGAAAAUCACAUGAAACCUACUUCCGACUCACCAAAUCUUAUUUAAUAGGGAUCUCAAUGUCAACUUCUGAAAUAAAAAAAGCUACAAAGCUACGAUGGAAAAUAAUUGAGCCUUUCCUUGAAGAGCGGAAAGAAGACAACAAAUUUGGCUUCCGGAUUUGUUUUGGAAACCAAUCCCAAUAUUUUUACGCAAAAAGUUCUGAUGAUCUGGAUAAAUGAAUUGAUAAGCUUUCUAGGCUAGCAGUUAUGACAGAUAUUGAAAAUGAUUAUAAAUUCCUAAAACAAUUAGGCUCUGGAGCAUUUUCUAUCGUGUAUUUAGCCAAAGAUUUGGAUAAUUUCAAACAAGUUGCAAUAAAAUCUUUCAAGAAAUCUUAUUUAAAUAGUGAAAGUCGAAUAAAUGCACUGAAAAAUGAAAUUGAAAUACUUUCAUUAUUAGAUCAUAAAAAUGUGGUAAAAUUGCAUAAAGUUUAUGAGUCAGAAAACCAUGUACACUUGGUGCUGGACUACUUAGAAGGAGGAGACUUGCUACAAAGAAUUCUAUAUAAAGGGCCUUUUGAUGAGAAAAAGGCAUCUAAGCUUGCUUAUAAACUGCUGUCAUUGCUUGAGUAUUUUUCAGAAAUGAACGUUGUACAUAGAGAUAUAAAGCUGGAUAAUAUUUUAUUGGUUUCUUCUGAUAAGGAUACUGAUUUUAAACUAGCUGAUUUUAAUUUGGCCUGCGUUUCUGAAGGAAACCUCACAGCAAGAUGUGGGUCACCUGGCUACGUCGCUCCUGAAAUUUUACGAAAAAUUCCUUAUGGAAACAAAGUCGACGUUUUUAGCGUUGGUAUUGUCCUUUAUAUGAUUUUAUCAGGUCAUACACCUUUUUCAGGCAGAAACUCCAAACAAACCCUUAUGAAAAACAAACAAUGUGUCAUAAAUUUCAAUGAUCAAAGAUGAAGAAGUAAAACAAAAUCAGCGAUAAGGGCUAUCCUUAUUCUCACACAGCCUGAUUAUAGAAUCCGUCCUUCAGCAAAAGAAGCAUUAAAGUUUCCUUGAUUUUCAUCAUUUAAAGAAGGUAAACUUGUCGCAGAUUUUGGGUUUGGCUCUUGUUUUGUAAGACCCCCUCAGCCGAACAGCACACGGCUGCCUGAUAUUAAUCAAGUUAGUAGGAGAAGAAGAGUGUCUGUUGAUGAAAGUUCGAGGAUAAAUGAAAUAAAUGAAGCAAUUUUUAGCGGACUUAUGAACUCGACUAAAAAGAGAGUUAGGAAUUUAAGUAGGCCGAUUGAUGAAGAUUAG